This is a messenger RNA of Empidonax traillii (willow flycatcher), 1799 nucleotides long. It is a transcript of the gene NCF4, whose product is annotated as neutrophil cytosolic factor 4. The coding region runs from base 453 to 1394 and encodes 313 amino acids. The record is from RefSeq and is a predicted model, not a curated record. Gene Ontology annotation, molecular function: protein binding; superoxide-generating NADPH oxidase activator activity; phosphatidylinositol binding. Lineage: Eukaryota; Metazoa; Chordata; Aves; Passeriformes; Tyrannidae. Gene Ontology annotation, cellular component: NADPH oxidase complex. The transcript is spliced from 12 exons. Gene Ontology annotation, biological process: phagocytosis; respiratory burst; superoxide anion generation.
GAACUCGGCUUGUUAUUGGGUAGAGCACAGGGGACUGUACCAUGGGGCUGAAAUGAACCCUCUGGGGAGAGAGGCAGAAAAGAAUAAAAGUUAAGGGCAAAGGGCUGCGGCAGCACCAAUAAGGGAAGAGGCAAGCGAGGCAAGAUUCCUGUGAGUGGAAAGCACUCCUUCUCUCAUAUGAGCAGGAUAAGUUGCCCUGACAGCCACAAGACCCUGAGAUUUGAAGUCACAUUCCUUUAGGCAGUGGCCACAAAACAGCAGAUGAACUGCACGUGUCCGUGUGCAGCUUGCAUUUCAUCAGGCUACAGAAGGCAGCGAUGGUGGAACUGCAGCUCCAGCAGGAGUGACAAGGAAUUUCAGGCGCAAGUGAUUUUGACCAACUCCCAGAUGAUGUACCUGUUUCAGCUAACAUUGCAGAUAUUGAGGAGAAGAAGGGCUUUACUAACUACUAUAUGUUUGUCAUUGAAGUAAAGCUUAAAGGUGGUGGCAGAUACCUGAUUUUCCGGCGCUAUCGUGAGUUCUAUGCCCUGCACACCAAAUUAGAGGAGAGAUAUGGGCCAGAGAGUGAUAAUAGCCCAUUCACCUGCACACUCCCUGUAUUGCCAGGAAAAGUUUUUGUUGGUGCCAAAAAGGAAAUUGCUGAGAACAGGAUUCCUAUCCUAAAUGUCUACAUGAAGAACCUACUCUGCCUCCCUGCUUGGGUGUUGAUGGAUGAAGAUGUACGGCUGUUCUUCUACCACUCAACCUUCGAUAGUGAACAGGUGCCUCAUAGACUGAGACGGCUUCGCCCACGGACACGCCGAGUUAAAAGCAUUUCACAUCAAGUGCCUGUUCUUGACCGCACAGCAGCUCCGCGGGCUGAGGCACUGUUUGAUUUUCCUGGAACCAAUAAAUUGGAACUCAGCUUCAAAAAGGGAGACUUGAUCUACCUACUCAGCAGAGUAAACAAAGACUGGUUGGAGGGAACUGCUAAUGAUGCCACUGGGAUUUUCCCAUGUGCUUUUGUGAAGAUCAUAAAAGAUUUACCACAGCAGGAAGACACAGUCAAUAAAGUCCGCUGUUAUUACCACAAUGAGACUGUGAGCACUAUCAGGGAUAUCUCAGUGGAAGAGAAUCUGAGCAGCAUUCCAUCAUUCAAAGAGCUCAUGGAAUUGAUGAGGCGGGAGUUUGGCCAAGAUGAGAUUGCUUUGAAUUAUCGGGACCCUGACGGUGAUCUGAUCCGGUUGCUCUCCGAUGAAGAUGUUGAACUCAUGGUAUCUCAGAGCAGGAGAAGUCCCUCUGAGAAGCACUUUUUCCCUUGGAAGUUGCACAUCACUCACAAAGAUGACUUGGGUGUCUACAACACUAGUCCAGGAAUAGAUGCUAAUCAAAUAGUAGGAGCAAUAUUGCCGUAAUUUUCUCUUCAAUUGCUGAUAUGAACAUUUGUUUGCCAGUGCAUAAUUAUUUCUGUCAUGUUGGAGUUUGACCAGGCAUUCAGAGUUUGCUCUAGAAGCGUCAAGAAAACUUUUUUUAUUUCAGUGAAGAAAUUGCAGCCCACCUCAACUUUCUUCUUUCCACUGCCCAGUGCACUGAAUUUUGGGAAUCCAACUUAGUACACCUGUGGUGUUUCUCACAGACCUUUUUGUAAUUGUACAGACUACUUAUUUCUACAUUCUGGGAAAAUUUGCAUGAUGCCUAUUCAAACAGCAGUUCCUUCUCUGUCUAUCUUCUGCUUUUGGACACUUCAUUUCAAAGGAGAACUAAUAAGAAAUUACUGUAUCAGAUUCUUCAACAAAUAAAGUUAAAUAUGAUUUAAUCAA